AUGUGGAGCCCAGUGGUACAUUCAACAAAAAAUGAAACUGGUCCCGUACCUCGGACACGCUUCAAACACGCCAGUUGUGUAGAUCCCGUGAGACGAGUGGUAUACCUUCUUGGUGGGCGCUCUUCUAAUAUUCCUUUGAAGGAUUUCUGGGUUAUGGAUCUCGACACUGGUAUAUGGACGUCACUUGGUUGCAAAGGAGCCCCGUUAAACGUUCAAGAGCAUUCCAUGGUCUACUGGAACGAUUGUGUCUACGUAUUUGGCGGGAUCUUUGCACCGGUUGACGAGUGUCCAUUGUGGACAUACCAGAUUCAGAAUAACACUUGGAGCAAAUGGCAGUCAAGCAAAAGCUGUGCUCCUAUUUCCAGGAAAGGUCAUACAGCUGUCGUCUAUGAGGAUCGUAUGCUCGUUUAUGGAGGAUAUCAAGAUAUGCGAGGAUCACUCGGAGAACUAUGGCAAUUCUCUUUUGAUACCUUUUCGUGGAAAAUGAUUCAUGGCAAUAAAGCAUCUAAGUCAUCUGAAGUGAUUCCACCUGGAAGACACAGUCACACAGCCGUGGUUUUUGAUCAAGCAAUGUGGGUCUAUGGUGGAAUGACAGAUUUGGUUGAAAGAUCGGAUUUGUGGAGACUAGACCUAGUUACCAUGAGAUGGAGUUCGGUCAAAUGUAAGCCGUUGGGUCCAGGACCACUUCACGGACACUCGGCGGUGAGAGUCCGCUCUCACAUGCUCGUAAUGGGUGGCGAAAAGCAGGGCAACUUAUCCGAUGAAGUCUGGCGGUUUCACUUCACAACGGAAACCUGGGAACGUCUAGAGACCCGAAAUCCCAGACCGACGGCGCGUACUCAGUUAACGACCGUCGCUCUAAAUGGAUCUUUCUUCGCCUCUAAUGAUGAACCAAUCUAUUUGGAAGAGCGCCCUACAUCAACGGGACCUAAUAUUGAAGACAGCGUGCCUACCGAAUGCUCAACUGUUAUCAACGCCGCAAACAAGUCACGUCCUCUUUUCAGCCGAAAUCACGGUUACCAGCCGGUCAGUAAAAAAGAUGAGGAAAUAGAUUGCUCCAACCCCACGGCUUGGCUAACGAAAAGCAGCACGUACUCAUUGCUCAGCAAUGUGAGCACUGACAGUUUCAUGUCAGAGCUAGAGGAUAGAGCGCAAAACAUGGUUAAACUAGACAACAAUGUGUGCUCAACCCGCCGUCCAGGUCAAGCUCGAAGUGAGAGUGUUCAAAACUUUGCUUCUGUUCGCUCUUCAAUCCCUCGUUCGCUGACAACGGUCCGCUUCAAUCCGUUCGAUCCUAACAAAGAAAUAAGCCGCGUCCAGAGAGACGAAACUUUUGACAUCACAACUUCUGAUUACGCUAGCGAAAUAGAUGAGCCGUUCCCUACUGCAUUCAUCGGAAUCUCGAACCCAGUUUACACAGAGUAUUCUUCCUGUGUGGCAGACGAUUUUCUGGAAGUAGAACAUCGCAAUUUUGCUCAGGCGUUGAAUCCAUCGCUCUUUUCUAAAAAUUCGCGUACUACUCGGUUGCGAAAUGACGUUCUGAAUCAGUUGCAUCGCUUGCAUCAUAUUGUGAACGAACGACGAGUUCAGAACACAACGUUUCCAAAUUCCUCAGAUAAUAAUAGUUACACGGAUACAAAGCAUGCUGUUAAUUCUUUAGCUCACAAUGAAGAAGAAUGGUCCAUUUUAAUGUUAGGUGGCAGAGAACCAGUCCAACUCACGACUUUCGAUCGACCUCUUUCAAUUUGGAUGUUCCGGCUAUAACUUUUUACUCAACCUAUCCCAUGUUUAUGGAGGAAUAUCAUACAUAUAUAGGGUGUUGUUUUAUGUAAAACCGUUCGUGUGUGAUAGCUUAGGCGGUAACGAAAGGAUAUAAUUCUUAUGUUGCAUAUUGUAACCGAUAAAGUAGGUGCAUCGGUUUGGACUUUCUCAGUAUUGAUAUAUGACACAGUCCAGUAGUAAUUUAUGGCCUUUUUUUGUCAAUAUGCGAGCGAGACAUAAGUAUGAUAUCCUAAAUCGUAAUUUCGGUACGAGAACUGAAUACUGUAGUAAUUUGCUAAUUAAAACUAUAUCAUCCUUUCCUCAUUUCUAAUUCCAUUAUUCUGCCAUUAAACAAUGUAACUGUAACAACUUGAAAGUAGAGAAAUUAACUAAAAUGUAAAAUGUUGACUAUGUAACAGAAAUUUCACAGGUAAUUCUAGUACUAGUGAUUUUAAAAUAAUCUGUAUAUUUACCCUGCCUGCCAUAUUCGGGUCCAAUCUCCCAACACAGUUUGGUGUAAAUGAUUCUCGAAUGUGAACUAUUUUCAUAAUAGACGAAUAUUUAGCGAAG
Molecule: messenger RNA, 2331 nt
Organism: Daphnia carinata
Lineage: Eukaryota; Metazoa; Arthropoda; Branchiopoda; Diplostraca; Daphniidae
Product: RING finger protein B-like
Exons: 7
Coding region: 1-1764 (587 amino acids)
Cellular component (GO): Golgi apparatus
Molecular function (GO): protein binding
Source: RefSeq, a predicted model, not a curated record